CAGAAAAAAGAUGUCGAGCGAACGAUUGGUAUAGAUACUGAUUACAUUGAGACAAACGAUUUUAACCUGGAAUAUCUGGACAAACAGUUCCUCGUUGAAGUAAGUAUCUUCAAACAUAUUGCUCGUAUUAGUUUGCCAUCUUUUAACGUAGGUCAUGAGAAUUUGCGAAAUAUCAAGUUGAAAGUACCUCCAAGGAUACUUUAUUUUCUUUCUUCUAUUAAGUUUUUUUUUUUCUCUAAGUAUUUUGGAAGUUGACCUUAAAGCAGUUUGCAACAGCACCAUGUAACACAGAAUCUGAGGCUUAUGUUAAUGUAGUUAAACCUUUAUAAGGCAAUCAGUUUUAGGAUGGACAAUUGAGUGUUUAGCGCAGGUUUGACCAGCUAAAACUAAAACAUAAGAAGAAGGACCAUCAGUCACAAGGUCAAGAGGUUUUUUACUCUCCUUGCGGCUAAAUAAAACAAAUUUAUACAUGUCGUCGUUCACGUCGUUGUUCCCAGUGUGCUUUCCGUCCCAUCCUCUGGAGACUGGAAACGAACAUGCGCCGUUCUUUCAAAAGGCUACUGAUGUCCUUUUUUUCAAGGUCCUGCUUCGUCGUUUACCAUCCAGUAAGGUGCUUCUUGUACCAUGUGACCUUUUCGUGCAAAGACCCAUCUCUGUUAGGGCGGUACGUGAAGUCACCAUUGAAGGUCCAGCGCUGCCCUCCUCGAAAGGAAACUAAUUUUACCUACUGUUUUUUUCUCUAGUCCGGUAGACGAGCGACAAAAGCGUUUCUUCGAGAGUACAAACUUCGCCGCACCCGUAGAGAACAAGAGUCUGCUCUGAGCGCUUCGCGGAAUGAAGGGAGGCCACAAUCCGGCAUUACAGUAACUGUUAGAAGUGCUUCAGGUUCAGACGACAGCCCGUUCCAGGAAGAUCUUCCACCAGAAUACGCCAUUACACAAAACCGUACAGACUCAAGUGUAGCGCAGGCCACUAACCGUCACCCACGUGACUCUAUUACGUCAGUUACGUCAUUAGAAACGAGUCAGCAAGAAAAUCCAGUGCGGCGAUCGUCAGCUGGAGUAAAAUUACCUCCCUUGUCACGUGAAAGGGAAGCGUCACGUGAGCAAAGCGAAAAUUUAGCCAGAGAGGGAUCUGGGGAUAGCGUGACCAGCGCACGUAAGGUAGAUGUUGAUGUAAAACGUAGUCCCUUCCCAAGUCGAAAUCAAAGAGUUGGUGACAUUUCGAACUGAGUUUCAGAUUGCAAACUCUAGGCUAUUCUUGGUUGAUAGUAUUUAUUGUCCCUAGGGGCGCUACAGUAAAGGCGUAUUGUUAGCAUGUAUGCUCAUGGUCCUCAGUCUUGGAAAGAUUGUUAAGGUUUUUGAUCACGGAAACGAAAAUUUGACAAGGGUUUUCGUCUGUAAAAAGGUUAGUGAAUGAAAGGAAGAAACUUUGAUUUUCUCGGUAUACAAAGAAACAAAUGCUAAUACGUUUGUAACACAUGCACUAUCUCGUCACGAGUUCGCACCAAAGCGAGGGCAAGUAAAUAUUUAAAAUAACUAUUCUGUGAACGCGCUCUCGGCAUGCGCAGUGAGAUGUUCUUUAGUGCGUACCUUGAUGAAAACGUUUUCAAGUAGUAAAUUUAUAAAGUAGAAAGAUUUACAAUUAUUUCUCAAAAAUCAAGGUGUAAAAAUUAGUAAGGACGAUAAUUUGUGUACUCUGCACAUUGAUUUUGUCAAUUCCAUUUGAGUUAUCUGUGUUAUAGCAUUCAUGCCCAAUUGUCUACAUUGCCUCCUUUAUGAUCAUUUACCGUCUUGUUAAUUGGUGUCCAAUCAUGUGCAGUUAUACAUUCAAAACAGAUUGGCUGGUCCGAUUAAAACAAAGUAUAACUGCCCAUGAUUUGGAAAGUUUCUGGUUAUUUUGAUGACUUGUUUCCUUAAAGGUUCGUCUAGUUUUCUUCGUUUCAGCCGUGAAACAUCUUUCGAAUUUAGUGUAACUGGUUCUAUAGGGUUGGGAGAAAGAAUCAAAUACGCAGAGCGUGUCGAUGACUUUUGAUGAAUAAACUUGAAGACUUGUCGUUUAGUUUUCAAUUUUAUCCUUUAAGCCGCAUCAAUGAUCAACAUCCUAUUUCCACUUAUAAAAUCACUGUUUAAAAGAGCAGUUUGAAGAGUAUCAUUCAGCUUUUUUGGCAAAAAAAUUGAUUAAAAACCACAUUUAAAUAUCGUUGUUAUACUCUUGUAUUGCUACUACAUACGUUGAAAGCUAAAAUAAAAUGAAUUUUAAAAGGCAUAAUAAGGGAGAAGACGUUACAUUGUCAUUUAAGGCACAAGGCAAGAACUUGAAAACGUCUCGACUUUUAUCCAUGCUGCCAUAUUCAGUAUUCACCAUUCAUUUCCCAUGUCACUGAUUAGGAGAAUUUGUUUAACAAUCAGGACAUUGGUGAUCAUUUCCGUAACUCUCAUGACCUUUCUGUUUGAUUAAGCAGUGAUAUUGUGAGGAAAAUUUAGAUGCUGAUCACUCAAUUGAUCCAAACGUUUUAAGUAACCGUUGAUAGACAUUAUUGAUUAUAUCCUUUGGGGUUAGGUUGUGUUUUUUUUGACUUUGGAGCAUUUUGGAGAUCAGAAUCCUCAAUGAGCUGUCUCAAAAUCAACGAAAUUAUCUGUGGUUGUCAGGCUGCUUCCGGCCACAUCUUAGUUUUUCGUCUAUUAUUAUGCACCUGUACAUGUUAAGCACUAAGGUGGGCUGAGA
Messenger RNA from Porites evermanni, 2727 nucleotides. NCBI's taxonomy places the organism in Eukaryota, Metazoa, Cnidaria, Anthozoa, Scleractinia, Poritidae. The record is from the annotation of a GenBank genome assembly.